AUGGCUCCUGUUUUGGAUUUUGAUAAAAGCGCAGGGAAAAAGAAGUCCAAUUUCUUGGUAAUGACACAUAGUGAAAAGGAGCUAGACGAAGCUUUCAAAGAAACUAAAUGUUUCUUCCCUGUGGUAGUUAAAGGGUUAAUGAGUGUGGUGAAUGAGGAAGCAACAACUCCAGAAGAAGUGUUAGAGAUUCUAGAAGAUUUCAAGGAGUUGACUGCAGAUGAAUUGCCAAAUGACCUGCCUCCUAUGCGAGAUAUUCAACAUCAUAUUGACUUGAUUCCAGGUUCUAGCUUACCAAACCUUCCCACUAUCGUAUGA
Molecule: messenger RNA, 315 nt
Organism: Microthlaspi erraticum
Lineage: Eukaryota; Viridiplantae; Streptophyta; Magnoliopsida; Brassicales; Brassicaceae
Source: the annotation of a GenBank genome assembly